Messenger RNA from Acanthosepion pharaonis, 786 nucleotides. The record is from the annotation of a GenBank genome assembly. NCBI's taxonomy places the organism in Eukaryota, Metazoa, Mollusca, Cephalopoda, Sepiida, Sepiidae.
AUGAGACGAGUGAAAAAUAGAAAGGGAAUAAAAUUGAAGAAAAAAAAAAUAAAAGAGGAGGAAAUCUCACUCUCUUUCUUUUUCUCCCUCUUGCUGUCUCUCUCUCUUCGCUUUCUCUUUUGCUCCCUCUCUUUUUCACUUUCUCCCUCUCUCUUUUCUCUCUCUCCUUCGCUUUUACUGUUUCUCUUUCUUUUGCUCUCUUUCUCUUUUUUUCUUUUACUUUUUCUCCCUCUGUUUCUCCCUCUUUUUCUGUUUCUCUUUCUUUUGCUUUCUUUUUCUCUCUCUCUUUCUUCUUCUCUUUCACUGUUUCUCUCUUGUUUCUCUCUCUCUCUUUCUUUUUCUUUCUAUCUUUCUUUUUCUUUCUAUCUUUCUUUUUCUCUCUCUUGCUCUCUUUUUCUCUUUUGCUCUCUUUUUCCCUCUCUUUCACCCUCUUUCACUGUAUCUUUUUCUUUUGUUCUAUUUCUACCUUUUCUCUCUCUCUUUCUCCCUUUCUUUCACUGUUUCUCUCUUGUUUUUCUCUCUCUAUAUAUAUAUCUUUCUUUUUUUUCUAUCUUUCUUUUUCGGCCACUUUUUCUCUCUCUUGCUCUAUUUUUCUCUUUUGCUCUCUUUUUUCUCCUUCUCUCUCACUUUCAUUGUUUCUCUUUCCUUUACUCUCUUUCUCCCUUUUUCUUUCACACUUUCUCCCUCUAUUUCACCCUCUUUUUUCUGUUUAUCUUUCUUUUGCUCUCUUUCUCUCUCUCUCUCUCUCUCUCUCUCUCUCUCUCUUUCUCUUUCUGCCCCUCUUAA